This is a messenger RNA of Hydra vulgaris (swiftwater hydra), 2760 nucleotides long. The record is from RefSeq and is a predicted model, not a curated record. NCBI's taxonomy places the organism in Eukaryota, Metazoa, Cnidaria, Hydrozoa, Anthoathecata, Hydridae.
AUGUCACUCAAUCAAGAAGUUAAAAACAUUAUGCUACAAAAUGAUGAAUCAAAAUUGAUCGCUUUGAAAGAUAUAUUACAAAAAAAUAUUAGUUCUUGUAAUAAUACGAUUCUUGUCGACUCUUUCGAAGAAGAAAAAACUCUUAAAAAUUUUAAAAUCUAUCUGCCAAAGAGUUUUAAAGAAAAACAUAAUGGCAGUUAUGUUGUUUUAAGGUCUCAAUCAACUGGAAACUGUCUGUACAGUUCUAUCUCCUUACGUCUUACUGGAAAUAACUGUAUAGUUAACGAUUUAAGAUUACAGACCUCAAUUGAGCUAUUCUUAAAUGCCGAGUUUUAUUCUAACCAUCCAACUUUUCAUUAUGCUUUUAUUAACAAUACUAGCUCUUUUCUUUGCUAUGAUAACAUUCUUCCUUUAUCAGUAUCACUAAAUUCUUUGGAUUCUGGAAAAAAAAGUAAAGAUUUAGUUCAAGAAGAAGCUAUUAACAAUUGUAACAAUGAAAACUGGUCUUCUUUCCUUUGUAUUCUUGCAUUAUCAAGUGUUUGCAACAAGAAAAUAGAAUUUAAAGAUGUUUUUGUACCUUGUAAAACAUUUUCUUUUCCUAAAAAUCUUAAUGGGCGAAGUUUUCAAUUUAUGUGGAUAGAAAAAUUUCCAUGGCUCACAUAUUCGAAAAUAUUCGAUGGAGCCUUUUGUUUGCCAUGUGUACUUUUUGGGUGUAAUUUUCCAUCUGAAUGUAGUUUAGUCGAAAGAUUAUUUCGUAAGCCUUUUGAUCGCUGGAAUGAUGCUUCUUGUUACUUUCAGAAACAUGCAUUUGGCAAAAACAAUAAUAAGUCUGUCUGCAGAAAUAAAGGCUUACAUGUAAAAACUGCUGAAGUUUUAUUUUCAUUGUCGUCGAUUUGGUCUUCUAAAACAGAAUCAAUAGAUAUUACAUCUCAAAAAAUAGUUCAAUCACAGGUUUCUAAAAACCGACAGUUAUUACAACCAAUUAUUGAAACAAUUAUUCUCUGUGGACGUCUUGGUCUUUCUUUACGAGGCCAUAGAGGCAAUUCAGAGUUUCAUCCUGAAAAUAGUGAGUCUUUUAAUCAUACUGUUGGAAAUUUUAUUGAAUUAUUACAUUUUCGUGUUAAAGCUGGUGAUAAAGUUCUUGAAGAUCAUCUUAAAUAUCAUCAACAAAAUGCUUCUUACAUAUCUAAGACAUCACAAAAUCAGUUAAUAAGGUGUUGUGGAGAAAUUAUUACUGACACAAUAAUAGGAGAAAUUAAAAAUUCUAAAUAUUUUUCUAUUAUUGCUGAUGAAGCUUCUGACAGUUCAAACAAAGAACAGCUAUCAUUAGUUAUACGGUUUGUUGAUUCAAAGUUUAAUAUAAGAGAAGAAUUUAUCAGUUUUUUACAUUGCACAAAUGGUGUUACUGGUCAAGGAUUAUUUGAUAUUUUGUUAAAAAGUAUUUCAGAUUUUUCUUUAGAUAUCAUGAAUUGCAGAGGACAGUCAUAUGAUGGUGCUGGAGCAAUGGUUGGUCACACCAAAGGAUUGUCCUCUCGUAUUUUAAUUCUAAAUGAAAAAGCUACAUUUGUUCAUUGCUAUAGCCAUAGGCUUAAUUUAGUUAUUUGUGGCUCGUGCAAUGUGCAAUAUGUCAAGAAUCUUCUGGCAUAUGUUAAAGAGGUAUCAUAUUUUUUCAAUCUUUCACCUACCAGACAACAAAAGUUAGAGGAACACAUUGAAUGUACUGUUCCAAUAGCUGUUAAAAAAAAAUUAAAAGAUGUUUGCAGAACACGUUGGGUGGAAAAAGUAAAUGGUUUAGAUACUUUUCAAGAACUUUUUAUUCCUUUGGUCUCUUGUCUUGAAGAAAUGUCUUUAAAUGCCAAUAAGAGUUUUAAUCAUUCAACAGCUUCUAGUGCAUCAUCCCUUCUGAAACUAAUUACAGGUUUUGAUUUUAUUGUUGCUAUGUGCAUAACAAGAAAUGUGUUUGACUUAACUCUUCCCAUAACGCGAAUGUUGCAGUCAAAGAGUAAUGAUAUUUAUGAUGGUUUGAAUCUUAUUCGGGCGUUAAAAGAUGUUGUGAUUUCACUUAGAAAGAUCGUUGAUCAACACCAUAAAAUGUGCUAUGAACAGGCUUUAAAAAUUGCACAAAGUAUUAAUGUAGCUGAAGCAAAGCCAAGAACUUCAUUUAUUUCCAAAAACAGAGAUAAUACUCCUUCUGAAUCUAUUUCUGAUUAUUUUAAGUUAGUUAUCACGAUUCCUUUAUUAGACCAUCUAAGUGUUGAACUAGACACAAGGUUUGAUGAUACUACCUUUAAAUGUUAUAAAGCACUUGUGCUAGUUCCUACAAAAAUGAUUUCAGUAGUGCAAUGUUCUCAUGACACCAGUUGGAAAGACUCCAUCAUAUCUUUCAGUGACUUUUACGCAACAGACUUACCGAAUCCGCUUGCUUUGUCUGGUGAGCUUGAUUUAUGGGAAGCCUUCUGGUUAAAUUUUGAAGGAGAUGUCCCUUCUAAUAUUUCCGAGACGUUAAAAGCGAUAAAUUUUCCUGGUUUUGAAAACAUAAAAGUUUGUCUUAAGUUACUUGCUACCUUUCCAUUAACUUCAUGUGAGUGUGAGCGGACAUUUUCUUCACUUCGGCGCCUAAAAAAUUAUAUGCGAAGCACCAUGGUUCAGGACCGUCUAAAUGGUUUAGCAUUAAUGAAUAUUCAUUCAGAAAUAGUUAUAGAUAUCAAUAAAGUCAUUGAUAAGUUUGCCACUAAUAAUCGUAGAUUAACUUUCAAAUAA